GAGACCGGUACGACGUUACGCGCGCGGGCCCAACUUCGAACGCGUAAGACCCCCGGCUACUCGCCCUCUAUCACGCAUCGGCGCGCCGCGUCGUCAUCCAUCGACCGCGACAAAAUUUUGGACUUUUACGUGGGGAAAUCUUGUACAAGCAAAGGUGUCCUGUCUUUUCGGUAUCCUCAACGCUAUCGUUCGCGACAGAUUUGCUCAAGGGGCUUGACCAUCUCUUUUGUCACUCGUCGACAAUCGAAUCGCGACUUCGCUCGGACAUUGGUACAUCUGAACGCCUUGGUACUGCUCAGAGUGUAUUCUUCAAUUCGUAUAGAGGAUGUUUCCUGGAAUCCUCUAAAGUCUAAAACCCAAAGAAGACGUCUUGUCCUGACGAUGGAAAAUCCGAGGUAGAUCGCAGGACUCUUAUCUUCAAGGUACACCGAUCGGAACGAGUUUAUGGAAAAGAGUGACGAAAACAGAAGUUUUCAAUUAUAUCAUCCGUUCGAUUUCGAUGAGAGAAGUCUGCAAUCCACGACGUUCGUGUGUACUUCCGAUCCACAACUAAUCGCAACUAAACCGAUUGCCGAUUGCCGCUCCGUCAAAAAUCGUAGCCGAUAUAUCGUAGACCCGUGACUUGGUCUCUCUCACCAAGACGAUACAUCGCCACCCCCACCCGUGAGCACCACGCGUCCAGCCACGCGAUCAGCGGGAUCAGCGAUCCGGAAGGUUUCGCACGGCAACGGUGACCAACGAGCCGGGUAUUCUUAAUGGACACCUGAUCCACGGUGAUUGACCACGUCGUCCAGCUGCAUCGAGCUACAACGUUAUCAGGGUGACGAUGAUUUUAUCGGAAUCCUGAAGCUCUCUUCAAGAUUAUCGAGAACCAUUCGAGAAUCGUUUCAGGAUUUCGGUGUUCGUCACUUUGAAAAUUCUCUCGAGAAACUUUCGCAGUUGUGGUGACAAUUUACACGUGUGCGGGUAUGAGAGACCACUGUGAACAGUGCAACGGGCCACCCGAACGGUGAAGUGAGCCGCGGGGUGUUCAGUGAGCGUAAUUUCGAGAGACUUCAACGCCCGGCAAAGAGAUAACCGAGGGAUAUAACCAGACGACUAAGACGACCACGAUCACGACGACAACAACGACAACGACGACGACGACGACGAGGCUAUUCAUAUUCAGAAGGCGACGAAGAGGUGCACGGACACCUCGUCCAACUCGGCGAGGUGUUGUCCGAGAUAGAGGAGGGUGGCGGGAGAAGAGGGUUGGACGGAGGGUGGCGUGCUAUGAUCAGCAUGGAGCUUCCGGCACACGCGACGCAGCAUGGUGCUCUACACCUAGGGGUCGGAGUCGGGGUCAAUCCGGGUGACCCAGCCGGAAGUGCCUUAGCCGCCAUUCAUCCGCAUCCCCAGGACCCUCUAGCCCUCCACCAUCAUAAUCACAGCGCUGCGACACCCGGAGGUAUGCAUGAGGAGUCCAAGAAAAAACAUGAUGGCGGCCACGGAAUGAACCAGGAUGGUCAUGGCGGAGUCAACCAACUCGGCGGCGUCUUUGUGAACGGAAGGCCCCUACCGGAUGUAGUCAGGCAGAGGAUCGUCGAGCUAGCGCACAGCGGCGUCCGACCGUGCGACAUUUCGAGACAACUCAGGGUAUCUCAUGGCUGUGUAUCCAAGAUACUGUCGAGGUAUUAUGAGACCGGUAGUUUCAAAGCCGGUGUCAUAGGAGGCUCCAAACCGAAAGUAGCAACGCCGCCGGUCGUCGACGCGAUUGCUAAUUACAAGAGGGACAAUCCGACCAUGUUCGCGUGGGAGAUCAGGGACAGAUUGCUGGCCGAAGGCAUUUGCUCGCAGGACAACGUGCCAUCCGUCUCUUCCAUCAAUCGGAUCGUGAGGAACAAGGCGGCGGAGAAGGCGAAGCACGCGCAUCAGCAACAGCAGGCGCAGCAGCAGCAAGGUCAACAGCAAGGUCAGCCGGGAUCGGGCGGUUCCGUGUCGGUGAUAGCACAUGCACCUGCGACGGUGGCAGGUCAUCCCGCUGCCACCGCUCCCAACGCCUACAGCAUCAGUGGCAUCCUGGGCAUCCCGGCGCAUCAUCAGGAUCCCAAUGGCAACAGCAUCAAGAGAAAACGCAGCGUUGACGAUGAUAAUCGCGAGCUGAAUGACCACGCCGAGAAUGAUUUGAAAAGGCAAAGGAACAACUACAACGGCGAUCAACUGUAUUCAAAUCUGUGGUCGAGUAAAUGGAGCAUCAAGGACGAGCACAAGCUCUUGAGCGAGCUUGGUGGCGGUGGAGGCGGCGGUACGACCGGUGGUACAAACGGCGGUGGAAACGGCGGCAGUGGAAAUGGCGGCAAUGGCAGUGGCGGUACUGGCAGCGGCAGCGGCGGAGGCGGCGGUUAUUACGAACACAGCGGAUUCCCCGGGAACGCUAUUGCCACCUCCGCCGAGCUGUACGACUCCCUGGGCACCAUCAGUACGAUGACGCAGGCGCAAACGCCUCAUCUUUACACCCCGCCCAUAGGGGGCACCAUAGCAGGUGGUACUUUGACGCCGCUCGCGCCACUGACGAUGCAAGAACUAAAAUUGAGCCAAACAUUGGAUGGGGCUAACAUGUCUCCUUACCACACCACCGCAGAGAGCAGUACCGUCGCAGUAUCGUAUGUCGGGGUGGGGGCCGGUGGGGGCGAGCAAAGUCCCCCGAUUUCGUUGCAGAACGAGACAAACGCCACCCCCGCGGCCCCCAACACCCCCGGAGGGGAUCCCGGACUGACGGUCUUGCAGCCGCCAGUUUCUCAGCCCCAAGUAGCCUCUGCGAUACCGCCGUACUCGACGAUGCUCCCAAGUUUCGGACACUACGCCACCGGUGGUGGCGACUACGCGUAUAGCGCUGCAUAUUCCCAGUAUUCAAGUGCACCGUACAGUGGCUAUGGUUAUGGAGCAGCGACAAGCGGGUUGCUCAACUCCACGUACUACUAUUGCAACGGAGACACAACUACCCAUACGUCGCAGCAGGGCGGUGGCGGUUGCACUAGCGGUGCUCCGGAAAGCAGCGCCGAUGUGGCUAGUCGUUCGCCUCUGGCGGCUACCAGGGCUAGCAGCGGGGCCAGCGCAGCCUCGCCGACUGGAAGCGCCUGCACCAAGCCGGACCACACCUCCGCCACACCGACGGACCUCUAUCUGGCUUGAUGGUCGAACCGCACGACGGGAGAACUCUUGAUCGAGCGUCUCCCAACGAUCAGCGGAGAGACAACGAGUUGCGAUGGACGCCAUAUCACCAAGAGACACCAUCUCGAAAUUUAGCAAUGAUCUCCUUUUAACCGCUUCGGGAAUGCGCAAUGGAAAGUUCGGAGUGCGAAGGAUACCAAUAAAUCCACGGGGAAGAUUAAAUAUGUCGAAGAAGAAGAUUAGGAUAGCUCGACGAACACUCUUCACGCCGAUGAAUCUGGAUAAGUGGCGUUUUUGGACAAGAAACGUUAAAACGACUCUAGGAUUAGUUGUGCUCGGAGUUCUGAAUUCCAUCGCGUUCAAAAUGGAUGACAGGACUUGGGAAUUUGAUCUGAUCGAUGAGCGCGCGACGUGAUUUCGUGUAAAACGAGCUUGACGAGUGACGGUCACAUCAGAGCAUUGGCGUACAGAGUUUCCUCGUGUCGCUGCCGUUCUUUGCAAUAUAACGUUCCCUUUUACGUUUUAUUUAUUAAUCGUAAUCCGAAGAAUCCGAAGAAUCAUCGGUCGAUCGACUUAAUCAAUCAAUUAAUCAAUUAAUUGCUAAUGGCAGCGAUGCGAGUGAAUCUCGAAUGCUCGAAAGCGUUAAAGACGGCGUCGCCCGCUCUCUGGAGAGCCGCGACGAUAGGUAGUUUAAUUUAAUGAUAUCCUCAGUUAGUAUAAUUUCCACGCGGUGGUCGUGACCGCCCUCGCGAGCGCGCGCUUGCGUGGCGAAUAUAGUCGCUGACCAUGUAAAUAUAUAUAAAUUGAACAUAUAUAAAUAAGAAUAAAAAAUAUAUAUAUUAUAUAUAUAUAAUUCGUGUAAACAAAGUCAAGCGCCCCAACGGCACGUUUUUCUCUCCUGUAGGCACAACGACCUUUCACCCCCUUAAGAAUAUCGUAAAGUAUAACACGAUAAGUUUGAGAUUUUUAAAUCAGGAGUCGACCGUAAUGAUCACUACUGUUAAGGAUAUUAUAUAUAUUUUUUGUAGAAACCAAAGACCAUAUACACACGCGCGAGUAAACCCAACACAUGCACGUACACACGCGUACAUACGCACGCCCCGCAGCACGCAGGCACGCACCGACAUACGACAUUUACAUCAUGCGGAUCGUCGAACGAACGAGCACGUCGCGCAAUUGCGGCAAAAAAGCGUGACCUUUGCGCCGGUUUUGAGCGGCCUUUUCACACGGAUAAUUAAUGCGUAAUCGCGAGCGGCGUGUAGGAUCGACAUAAAAAUUGAACAAAAAAAUCGUAAUUAGUUCAAAGGUAGCUCGUUACUAAAAGAUUCAGAGAAUUGAUAUUUUUUUAUUUAAAUUUAUUUUUAAUUUUGUCGAGGUAAGUACAUACUAACCGCGAGUCAUGUCGAGAUAUUAAUCGCCAUUGUACGGAGAACGUUCUUUCUUAUUCGUGAUAAUUAGCACAAGUCGGCGCGUGGACACUUCCUCGACAGCUCGGCGAUCACGCUCGUUCUCCCGUUCCGUUCAACGCAUUCGCCACGCUUCCGCUUUGGGGCGGAAGUCGUACUGGUUCCCGUUCGUCGUCGGGCGGAACGCGCCGGAGAAGAUUAUCACGAAGCGCAAUUAGCGCCGAGCGUCGGAGAUUUUUAAUGAGAAAUUACGUUCGCAAGCGCACGCGCGUUCUCUGAUUUAAUUACCGUGUUAAUUAUUGAUGCUUCAGCGGCACGCGCUACAGAUUUCAUGCGUCUCGAAUUUACUCAGCUUGCCGGAUAAUGUUGUAGAUUGAAAAUUACUUGACAAUUCUACGCAAUCCGACAAUUUCUAGUCACAUUCAAAAGAGAUGCGCUAGUAAACCAAAUAUUGCAUAUUGAAAUGAAGGGAACAGUAAAUUAAAUAGCGAGUAUAAUAACGAUAUAAAACGUUCUUUCAACUCAUUAGAUGUGUCGAUCCAAAGCGUGCUCGCAAAAUCUAAAUUAUUGUUAUUGAUUUCCAGUCAAUCGAUAAAAGUUUUGAAAUUUCUCUCGCGCGAUGUUCCGUCCGUGUCGAUCGCCUUUUAUCAAAUAAUUAAACUGUACUAUUUGUUGCGAAAAUCAUUUUGUCUCCACUGUCUGUGUUACGCUCUUUAGCAAUUUGCAAUUUAAUUUGAUUUAUCAUAAAGGUAAAAUUAGCGAUUGCAAAUUACAUCUUUAAAUUGCUAAUUCAAACCGCAAUUAUGAUAUUUAUUGCUUACAAUUAUAAUGUGCCACGAUAACGUGAUAUAAAGCCGUGCAGAAAGGAAAAAACGCAGAUGCUAAAAACGAUCCGACAGAUUUUUUCGCACUGCAAUCUUAGCGACAAUUUUUCCAGCUCGGCAUUGCUGCUAAAUGAAAGGCACACUUAAAAAAAAAAAUUCGAGGAAUAAUUUAGCGCGUGCAUGCAAAAGAUACAUGUUUGAAUUUCAAUUGGCCAAAUAUGGGCUAGAUCAUUGUGUCCGAUGUUCGGUACGAUUUUUUGCAUACUUAUACAUUGUUACUUUAUUGCUAUUAUCGUAAUGACUCUGAUUAUUAAUUAUUAUUCUAUUUGCUAUUUUCACUAUUUUCAUUAUUUUAUCAUUAUUAUUAUAUUUUAUUAUUAUUAUUAUAUUAUCAUCAUCAUUAUAUUAUUUAAUACAUUUAUUUAUUAAUUGUAAUGAUGACCUAUGUGUAAUAAGUUUUGCCAAAGAAUCCGUUGAGAGAGCAAUAUUGCAGUAAACGUUUUUAUAGUCUCCAUAGGAGGAAAAGCCGAUAAAGCACAAUUGUAAUAUGGAAUUGAAUAUAGAAGAUACAAAGAGAAAAACGACUGUGUGCGGCAUUCGAGCGAUGAGCCGAAUUGCGAAUUCGUUUGCGCGAAUUAUACAUUUGCGAAUCUGAGAUUUCGACUCGAAUGCCGCAGCCGCGCAUUUUUAAUCGAGCACACAUUAUCUCAUUUUAUUUUAUUUGUUCCGUGUGAUAUUCUUGUUCCGUGCGCCGCUCUUGCCGAGUCUCGCUGUUGAUACUUGCAAACAAAACUCUGUACAUCCUUUUUAAAUAAA
Temnothorax curvispinosus is the source of this 6196-nucleotide messenger RNA. RefSeq names its product paired box protein Pax-5-like (gene sv). The record is from RefSeq and is a predicted model, not a curated record. The transcript is spliced from 12 exons. Gene Ontology annotation, biological process: anatomical structure development; regulation of transcription by RNA polymerase II. NCBI's taxonomy places the organism in Eukaryota, Metazoa, Arthropoda, Insecta, Hymenoptera, Formicidae. Bases 1273 to 3171 code for a protein of 632 amino acids. Gene Ontology annotation, molecular function: DNA-binding transcription factor activity, RNA polymerase II-specific; RNA polymerase II cis-regulatory region sequence-specific DNA binding.